AGGGCGGGAGGCGGCGGCCGGGCCGGGCGCUGUCAUGGAGCUAGUUCCGCAAGCGCGGGAACUCGGUUGCUGGGCGGCCGAAGAGAUGCGGGUGCCCGCGACGUCCCGGGCCCCGGAGUCCACCCUGCGCAGGCUGUGUCUGGGCCAGGGGGCUGACAUCUGGGCCUACAUCCUACAGCAUGUGCAUAGUCAGAGCAGUGUCAAGAAGAUCCGGGGAAACUUAUUGUGGUAUGGCCACCAGGACAGUCCAGAGGUCAGCCGGAAGUUGGAGCUGGAAGCUACAGUAGCACGCCUGCGCACAGAGAUCCAAGAGCUAGACCAGAACCUGGAGCUGAUGGAGCGAGAGGCUGAGGCUCAGGACCUGGCUGUGGAGCAGAUGCUGCAGAGCACACGGGACACCCAGUAUCGAGCUCUCCUCCUCCGGGCCCAAACUGGAAACCUGYGAAGACAGCAGCAUGGACUGCGAGUCCCCACGCAGCAGCUGCAGAAUCAGCUCAGGYGCCUACAGGACAUAGAGAGGAAGGCCACAGUGGAUGUGACCUUUGGACCCCUGACAUCAACAGCUGUGGCCCUGGAGCCUCUUGUCUUGCGUGAUGUCCGAACAGCCUGUACCCUCCGGGCCCAGUUCCUGCAGAAUCUUCUCCAAGCCAGGGGUGGCAGCAUCCUAAGCCCUCAGGAUGACCAUUUUGGAACUUCAUACCAGCAGUGGCUUGGCUCAGUGGAGACCCUACUGACAAACCACCCUCCAGGCCAUGUCCUGGCUGCCCUAGAGUACCUGGCCGCAGAGCGAGAAGCAGAGAUUCGAUCCUUGUGCAGAGGGGAUGGGCUCAGAGAUAUCGAGCUGUCCAGUCCCCAGGCACCGGACCAGUCAGAUUCCAGCCAGGCCUUGCCAUCCAUGGGGCACCUCAUCCAGGAGGGCUGGCAGACUGUGGGUGCACUUGUUACCCAGCGGGGUGCUCUCCUGAAGGAGCGUCAAAUCCUGACUGGCCACCUCCAGGGCCUGGUCGAGGAGAUAGAGAGACGUACCCUGGGAUCCAGUGAGAGGAAAGUGCUAAUACUGGGACUUAGAUGCUGUGGACUGUGGACAGAGCUCAAGGCCCUGAGGGCCCAGAUUAAGGAACUGGAGGAUGCAGCUGGGCAGAGGCAGCUUCUGCUGAGGGAGCUGCAGGCCAAGCAGCAGCGGAUCCUGCACUGGCGCCAGCUGGUGGAGGAAACCCAGGAACAGAUCCGCCUGCUCAUCAAGGGCAACUCAGCCAGCAAGACACGCCUAUGCCGCAGUCCUGGAGAGGUACUGGCUUUGGUUCAGCGGAAGAUUGUCCCCACCUCUGAGGCCGUGGUACCGCAGAGCCAGGAGCUGCUUCGCUGUCUGGAGGAGGAAGCCCGACAUCUGCCCCGCAUUCUGCUGGGCACCCUGCUGCGGCAUAGCCCUGAAGAGUUGAAGCCCCUGCCCACGAUCCUACCAUCCAUCCACCAGCUGCACCCCAUGUGCCCAAAGGGCUCUARCCUCAUAGCGCUGAGCCACAUACUGGGGCUGCCCACAGGAAAGGCACCAGAGCUGCUCCUCCCAAAGGCUGCCUCUCUUCGUCAGGACCUUCUAUUCUUCCAGGACCAGCAGAGUCUCCGUUGUGGGGAUCUGCUCCACAUGAAGACCAGUCUGCCAUCGGGACCAUCCCCCCAGGAGCUGCUGCAGAUCCAGGCGUCCCAGGAAAAGGAACAGAAGGAGAACCUGGGGCAGGCUCUGAACAGGCUGGAGAACUUGCUGAAACAGGCACUGGAGCGAGUCCCUAAACUGCAAGGAGUCCUGGCAGACUGGUGGGAGCAGCCAGGCCAAGCCACCCUCUCCGGGGAGCUCUGCCAGGGCCUGUCCCUGCCCCAGUGGCGGCUGCGCUGGGUCCAGGCCCAGGGAGCUUUGCAACAGCUGUGCAGAUGAAGAGGGGCCUCAAGGGGCUGGGA
This is a messenger RNA of Urocitellus parryii (Arctic ground squirrel), 1953 nucleotides long. It is a transcript of the gene Haus5, whose product is annotated as HAUS augmin like complex subunit 5. Lineage: Eukaryota; Metazoa; Chordata; Mammalia; Rodentia; Sciuridae. Gene Ontology annotation, cellular component: centrosome; HAUS complex. The record is from RefSeq and is a predicted model, not a curated record. Gene Ontology annotation, biological process: spindle assembly; centrosome cycle.